UUCUCUAAUUCUCACAACAUAUCUGCCAUGGGAGACAUGCCACAACACAAAAUUAGGGAGGGCGCAAUCAUGGUGAAGCCAUGUAUGUGUUUCCAUACUAGAAAAUGCUUAACCUCUUGAAUUUCUGUCUGCCAUACAGCUGUUAAAGGCACAUGAACCCUGUGGCUGCCAUCCUUUACCUGUUUACCUGUGAGUAAGCCCCAUUACGCCCAUUGGAACUUCCCCUCCCUCUUCUUUCCUCUCCCCAUGGCAGUUAGAUAAAGGCAGCCAAAAAGCAGAGGGGGGAGCAUCAGUAUUUCAUUUACUAUUUUAGAACACACCAAAGCAGCAGCAAUGGAACACAGUUGUUGUUUUAAGAGAAAUUCAAACAAGUGCAGGAGACAAUUGUAUUAGAACAUGAGCUACCAUUUACUGAAUUUACCAUCUUCACCUGUGUCAAAAAGGCUAAUGAGCAACCGAUUCUUAAAAGCCUACUGAAGGAUUUCAUAAUAGCAACCUGUGUUUGUUAUUCUGGAUAUAUUCCCAUAAAGAAAUUCAGGGAAUAGGAGGAAAUAGCUAUGCAGAAACUGGCUUCUUCUUUCCUUUGAUGGGGGUUCCUACUUCAUGGUAUCAGUUUAAAUGGAAACAUAUCUUUGCAAGAUGGUUUGCAUUCCUAAUAAAAGAUCUUUGGUUAAAGCUCACUAUAUUUUACAAAUUGACCUGAUAAGAAGUAAUCAUCUGAGUUCAAUAGGGUUGCUCCCAGGUAAACUAUGCAAAGGAUUAUGAGCCUAAUCAAUAGAACAUUAUGUGGUGUUUGUGUGUGUGUAUGUCAAUAGAUAAUGGAUUAACACAGUUGCUUGCAUUUUUUGUGGGAUAACCAACCUCAUAUAACCAGCAUUCUUAAGUCAAAUUAAUGCAUGAAGGGCUUAAUACCAUAGAGUAAGCUGUCCUGCCAGGCUUAGCUCACCUUGGGAGGGACUAGUAAUCAAGCCUUGAUUCCCCUUCCAGUCUACUUAAGCUCAGCUUGUGAGGAGGCUAAGAUGAUUGCUUCAGUUUAGUCACAUUGCUCUCACAAGCCAUUCUUGUGUUCUUGUAGCGAUAAUUUAUGAACUUUCUCCAUUUUGACUAAGCCAAUUUUUGCUGCCUAUACAACUUUUCUGACUGAUGUACAGUAUGAAAAAAUACAUGGACCUAACCUUUGAAGAAUUUAUUCUCAAGCCUUCAGUACAGGUGGAGAUAUGUUGGAUUAUUUGUUCAAUCUGAGGAGAAUAGACCGGAAAGAUGGGUUGCUGGUCAGCUGGUACCAUGCUGCAAACCGGAAGAGUGAAAUGGAAGAGGCAUUGAAGAGUGACGUUAUGGCCUUGGAAGCUGAUGUCACCGUUGAAGCACAUAACACACCCAAUGAGACAGACACGCCCAUCAUGGCCCAUCCACCUGACAUCUACAGUGAUAACACUCUUCAGGAAUGGCUGGAGGCAGUCCUUAAGUCAUCCAAUAAAGCCAUCAAGCUGGAUUUCAAAAGCAUCAAAGCUGUUGGCCCAUCUCUGGAUAUAUUAGUAAAAACCUCCUCUCAAAUGAAUAUCCACAGACCUGUGUGGCUAAAUGCAGACAUUUUGAGAGGCCCAAAUGUACCUAUUAAUAUUGCAGUCAACGCAAGCCGAUUCCUCUCACUCAUUCAGGAGAAGUUCCCAGACUGCACUCUCUCCCUAGGAUGGUCAACCCUCUAUUUACCUUUCUUUCCAAACAAGACAUACACACAGAAAAUGGUUGAGGACAUGCAUAGCCUCGUAGGGAACCUGCCUCAGCGAAUCACCUUCCCUAUAAGAGCCGUCAUGGCAAGACCAGCCUGGCCUCAUUUGAGCUGGCUUCUCAGCCAGUCUGACAGGUACAGUCUGACUCUCUGGCAAGGGAAGACUGAUCCAGUUACAGUGGAUGAUCUCCUCUUUAUCCGAAAGAAUAGCCAACCUGAACAAAUCUAUUACGACCUUUUUGAACCUGUGUUAACUCAGUUCCGAGACUUGGCAUUUGAGACUAAGCACCAAGAAGCAGGGCAACCUCAUCCAAGUCCCGCUCUUUGUUAUACAUCUGAUAUGCGCUGAUCCAGCAAAGUUUCGAGUUUUUCAUUUAAUUCAGAGACCAGUAAUGUUUCCCCUCUUGGCUCAUUGGCCAACUGAUGAGCUCCAGAAUAGCUUUGACACAGCAGAGAUUCACAUUGGGCAAGGCUCUUCUUGCUUUGCAGCUUUUUCCUGCCCAGAGUCAGAUCACCAGCAGUGGUAUGCUCCAGAAUCUGGUUGACUUCCUUUGUUUUGCAGCUGGAUUGGCAGUUUCACACAUGGACUAGAUGUUCAGGUCCAAGUGUGCUUGUUCCUGGUUCUCAGCACAACAGGAAGUUCAACGUGGCAAGCACCUAGGCUGAUAUCACCAGAUCAACUAAUAUGUUUAAACUCUACUACUUCAGUCAAUGUGUAUACACCAAAAAGGAACCAAUUCAUAGUCCCUGAAGCAACUUCUACAACAAAUAGU
This is a messenger RNA of Podarcis raffonei (Aeolian wall lizard), 2502 nucleotides long. RefSeq names its product family with sequence similarity 151 member A (gene FAM151A). The transcript has 7 exons. Bases 1218 to 2078 code for a protein of 286 amino acids. The record is from RefSeq and is a predicted model, not a curated record. Lineage: Eukaryota; Metazoa; Chordata; Lepidosauria; Squamata; Lacertidae.